CCCAAGCCCAUCCCCCAACCGUCGUGACGCGUUUCGUCGAUCCACAACAACCACCUUAAAUGAUUAAUUGAUAUUUGUAAAUAAAACGAUUUAUAUCAAAAAGAAAGAAGAUUAUGUAAUCAAAACGAUUUAAACUGAAAUUAUUGUGGUGGGAUUUGAUUAUUUAAAUAAAGUAAAAGGACUGAGGAAAAUUUGGAGGGAAAUGAUUCUGGUGGAACUUAUAAAACGAGGUGAUUGAUUUCGCCUUCAAUAGUAUUAUGUAGAAAAUAGAUAAACAAAGUAUUGCUACUUGACUCGGUUUAAUUAUAUUGGAUAAAAUGAUUUUCACUUAUUUGUACCUCAUCGUUCUCAUUAACAUUGUAAAAGGAGAUGAUAAAAAUUGGGCUUCGCAAUUAGUCCAAGAUGCCAUUAAAGAUUUCAAUGAUAAAACCAGUAAAAGUGGAGACGAGCUUUAUAAAUAUUAUUACACAUCCCAAUCAAGACCAAUCUACGAUGCCCUCGAUAACUUUGAAAUCGAUGACAAUUACGAUUUUAUCAUCAUAGGAUCAGGUUCUGGGGGUUCAGUUUUAGCAAACCGCCUCUCGGAGAUUCCAGAGUGGAAAAUUCUUCUUUUAGAAAUCGGCCCGGAACCCACCGGGUUAACCGACGUCCCUGGAUUUGGAACUUACUUUUUAUUCACCGAUUAUAACUGGGGUUAUCUAAUGGAAAAACAACCCAAUAUGUCACUCGGUUUGGCGGAUCAACGAAUGCAUUGGCCCCAUGGCCGAGUUUUAGGCGGCACCACCUUAAUUAAUUACAUGAUCCACAUCCGCGGUAACCACCAAGAUUACGAUAGAUGGGCAGCCGCUGGAAAUCCAGGUUGGAGCUACAACGACGUUUUACCCUAUUUUAAAAAAUCAGAAGAUUACCAAGUCACUUAUCAAGACGAAAAUUACCACAGUUUUGGGGGAAAUUUAGGAGUACAAGAUGUCCCGUUUCGCACGGAAGCUGCUGGUGCCUUUACAAGGGCCUUGCAAGAAUAUGGGUACGAUUAUGUUGAUUAUAACGGAGAGCGCCAAAUGGGGGUUUCCUACGUCCAUGCCACCUUAAGAAGAGGAAGUCGGAGUAGCGCGUGGCGAUCUUUUAUUGAAACUUGCAGGAAACGACCGAAUUUAAGGAUUAUAACCGGUGCAAAAGUAACAAAAAUCUUGAUUAAUCCCUACACGAAAACAGCGUACGGAGUUAAAUUCGUUAAGGCGAAAAAAACGUAUAAAGUGAACGCAAAAAAAGAAGUAUUAUUAAGCGCGGGGGCUUUAAGUUCACCUCAAAUUUUGAUGUUAUCGGGGAUUGGGCCGCGGGGUCAUCUUCACCAACUUGGAAUACCUUUAAUUCAGGAUUUGCCGGUUGGGGAGCGUCUUUAUGAUCAUUUAACUUAUCUUGGGUUGGUUAUAACUGUGAACGAAUCGAUCGUGAUCCAAUCGAGUCAAAUGAGUGAUCCGAAAGCUUUCGUAGAAUAUAACCUAAAAGGAACGGGGCCUUUAACGUCAAUCGGUGGAGUUGAAGCUUUGGCAUUUAUUAGAACCCCGGAAUCAAGGGAUCCGGAUCCAACGUUUUCGGAUAUGGAGUUAAUUUUUAUUGGAGCUGGGUUACAUUCGGAUCGCGGGACCUUUUUUCGCCGAUCGUUCCGAGUUUCCGAUGAAUCCUACAACGCUAUUUGGCGCCCGAUUGAGGGAAAGUACGCGUUUUCAAUAUGGCCGAUGUUGUUUCAUCCGUUAUCGUCCGGUUUUAUUCGGUUACGAUCGAAAAAUCCUUGGCAUUAUCCACUAUUUUAUGGAAAUUAUUUCACCGACCCCGAAAAUGCCGAUAUCAAAACUUUCAUUGCUUCGAUUCGCGAGGUGCAAAAGCUACUUUAUAUGCCAGCUUUUCAACGAUAUGACGCUAAAUUGGUUGAGAAUAUCGUCCCGGGUUGUGAGGGGUACCACUAUGACUCCGAUUCUUAUUGGGAGUGUGCUUUGAGACAUUUAUCGGUGACGUUACAUCAUCAGAUCUCAACGUGCAGAAUGGGACCUCCAACCGAUUCCGGGGCAGUUGUUGAUAACCAAUUAAGAGUUUAUGGUGUUAAUAAAUUGAGGGUCGUUGAUACGAGUAUUAUCCCGAUGCCGUUGACGGCCCACACAAACAUUCCUACUUAUAUGAUUGGGGAGAAAGCCUCGGAUAUGAUCAAAAAAGAUUGGUUAAAUCAAAACGUUUCGUUUUAGAAACUUUAUAACCUUGUUAUGUUAUCUUAUUUUUUUACAUCAAUAAAGUUCCAUUUUUAUGACG
This is a messenger RNA of Onthophagus taurus, 2301 nucleotides long. Its product is annotated as glucose dehydrogenase [FAD, quinone]-like. The record is from RefSeq and is a predicted model, not a curated record. NCBI's taxonomy places the organism in Eukaryota, Metazoa, Arthropoda, Insecta, Coleoptera, Scarabaeidae. Gene Ontology annotation, molecular function: flavin adenine dinucleotide binding; oxidoreductase activity, acting on CH-OH group of donors.